AUGUUUUCUUAUAUUUCUACAGAGAUUUGGUCAAUCAAUACUUUUGAGAAGAUGAAGCUCUGUCUUCUCUCGUGUGUUUUUGGCCUGAUGGCUUCCACCGUCUACAGUCAGGUCCAUGUGGAUUCUUCUUUAGUACAGCAAGGACCAGCUGGACCUCCAGGACCACGAGGGUUAGCUGGACCUCCAGGAAUACCAGGAAUACCAGGACCAGUUGGACGACCUGGAGUACGAGGAAUGUCGGGGCCAGUGGGACCACCUGGACCUGCUAUGAUGUGUGGACGAGAUCUCUUUGGUUCUGUUGGACAGGAUGUUGAAUUGUUAAUGAAGAUGACCACAAAGCUAGAAUUGGCUGUUACCUUUCACUUUGUGAGGAAGGUUGGUCAUAAAUACUUGGUGUCCAACAAGGAGAGAGGUUCCUUUCAGAAGGCCUCUGAGUUCUGCUCCCAACAAGGAGCCGAGCUGGUCCUUCCCCAGAGUGAAGAGGAGAACAACAAGCUGACUCUGCUGAUUGGUGAAGCUGAUCAAACAGCCUGGAUCAACAGAGAAGGGUUAGAGAGUGAACGUCUGAAGUUUUCCAAAUGGGCAGAAGGACAGCCAGAUGAACCCAUCCAGCAAGAAAGCUGCAUCGUGGUGUCUGAUAAGGGCUACUGGAGAGUGUCACGAGACUGUUCUCUGAACGCCUACAUCGUCUGUCAGAUAUAGAAAGAUGUAAUCUGACAUGUUGUUGCUUAAAAAGGCCAAAAAGAUUAUUUAGCAACUUUUAUCUGACUGCUUUCAUAUCAGUGAUUUUCUUAAUGUAGCUUUAAAGUUCCUGCAGAAAAUAAACACAAUUGACACAUUAAA
This is a messenger RNA of Nothobranchius furzeri (turquoise killifish), 843 nucleotides long. Its product is annotated as mannose-binding protein C. The record is from RefSeq and is a predicted model, not a curated record. Gene Ontology annotation, molecular function: signaling receptor activity. NCBI's taxonomy places the organism in Eukaryota, Metazoa, Chordata, Actinopteri, Cyprinodontiformes, Nothobranchiidae.